Molecule: messenger RNA, 975 nt
Organism: Sclerotinia borealis F-4128
Lineage: Eukaryota; Fungi; Ascomycota; Leotiomycetes; Helotiales; Sclerotiniaceae
Source: the annotation of a GenBank genome assembly
AUGUCGUCAGACGAAAUUGUUUGGCAGGUUAUUAACCAACAAUUCUGCUCUUUCAAGCUCAAGACUACGAAAGAUCAGACUUUCUGUCGCAACGAAUACAAUGUUACUGGUCUAUGCAAUCGACAAUCAUGUCCUCUCGCAAACUCUCGAUAUGCAACUAUUCGAGCAAAUCCUCAAACCGGUACCCUUUAUCUUUACAUGAAGACGAUCGAGAGAGCACACAUGCCAUCGAAAUUAUGGGAACGCAUAAAGCUAUCUUCCAAUUAUGCCAACGCAUUACUGCAAAUCGACGAGAAACUAAAAUACUGGCCUAACUUUCUCAUUCACAAGUGCAAGCAGAGACUUACGAGAUUGACACAAGUCGGUGUUCGCAUGAGGAGAUUGGCAAAGGAAGACGAAAGAUUGGGUGAAAAACUUGUUCCAAAGAUGGCACCUAAGGUUAGGAGAAGAGAAGAGACCAGAGAGAGAAAGGCAAUGGCAGCUGCAAAGGUUGAGAGAGCAAUUGAGAGAGAAUUGAUUGAGAGAUUGAGAAGUGGUGCUUAUGGUGAUCAGCCAUUGAACGUUAGCGAAUCUAUCUGGAAGAAGGUUCUGAAGGGCUUGGAGAGAGGUGGAGAGGGAACCAGAGACGAGGAUCUGGAUGAAGGUAUCGAAGAUGAUGAAUUUGAGGAAGAAGGGGAAUACGAAGAUGAGGAGGGUGUUGGUGAUGUGGAGUAUGUUAGUGACUUGGGAGAAGAUGAAGAAGACUUGGGCGAUAUUGAGGAUUGGCUUGGAAGUGAUGAGGAAGCUACUGGUGAAGAGGAUAGUGGAGAUAGUGACAGCGAUAGCAGCGAGGAUGACAAAGCCAAGAAGAAUGCUGCCGGCACAAAGAGGAAGAGAGCACCAAUUUCCAAAGCCAAGCCAAAGAAGAAGUCCUCCAAAAUGGAAGUCGAAUACGAGCAGGAACUCGAGGGGCCAGGACGAGAAUUGGCUUUCUAA